Messenger RNA from Drechmeria coniospora, 1518 nucleotides. Its product is annotated as serine carboxypeptidase. The transcript has a single exon. Lineage: Eukaryota; Fungi; Ascomycota; Sordariomycetes; Hypocreales; Ophiocordycipitaceae. The record is from RefSeq and is a predicted model, not a curated record. Gene Ontology annotation, biological process: proteolysis. Gene Ontology annotation, molecular function: serine-type carboxypeptidase activity. Bases 1 to 1518 code for a protein of 505 amino acids.
AUGUAUGUCUUGAAGUCGAUCGCAUUGGCGGUUGCUAUUGCGCCUCUGCUUAUUUCGGCCGAUAACUUUCCUGGAUACCAUUCCUCCGGGCCAAGGAAGACCUUUGCAGUGAGGCAAGCUGCGGCCAAUCCUUCGUCGCGAUUCCUGAAUGACAACUCCAAGGCGUUCGCCGUCAAUGGAAAGGAGAUUCCGGAGGUGAAUUUUGACAUUGGCGAAUCUUAUGCCGGCGUGCUGCCCAUCUCUGACCGAGCGGGCGAGACGCGCAAGCUGUUUUUCUGGUUCUUCCCAUCGGCCGCGCCCGAGGCCAGGGACGAAGUCGGCGUCUGUCUGGGUGGUGGGCCGGGCUGUUCCGGCUUGAAGUCCCUCUUAUCCGCAAACGGGCCUUUCCUGUGGCCUCCCGGCGCCUUGGCACCGGUGAAGAAUCCGUACUCCUUAAACCGACUCACGAAUUUCGUCUGGAUCGACCAGCCCGUUGGCACCGGCUUCAGCCAGGGCGAGCCCAGCAUCACCAACCAGGAAGAGCUGGCCGAGCAGUUCAAGGGCUUCUGGAAGAACUUUGUCGAUAUCUUCCAACUUCACGACAGCAAGAUGUACUUUGCCAGCGAGUCGUACGGCGGUACGUUCGUGCCACACAUCGCCAACAGCUUUCUUGAAUCGAAUGACAGUAAAUACUUCAACGUCAAAGGCGUCGCCAUCAACAACCCCAGCAUCGGCAACAACGCUUUGCAGAUAGAGAUGCCUGCUCUUCCAUUUUCCGAGUACUGGUCCAAUGUUCUAGGGCUCGACGAGCCCACGUUGGAAAAGGGCCGGCAGCGUGCGGAAGAGUUGGGAUUCACCAGCUACAUGAAGAAGUAUUUUACCUUUCCGCCUCCCAAAGAGGAGUGGCCCCAACCUCCCUCCCCCAACAAGUCGACGCGGGACAUCCUCGUCGGAGCCAUGUACGCGGCGAACCCGUGUUUCGACGACUACAACAUCAUCCAUCAAUGUCCCACCCCAUACAACCAGCUCGUCGGUGCGGGUGCAGACAAGGCCUCGGGCGGUCCAGCGUACUUUCAACGCGAAGAUGUAAAGAAGGCCAUCAACGCCCCUCCAGACGCCAACUGGACUGGAUGCGCGCCCAAGGUCUUCGUCGGCCGCGACCGAAGCAGCUAUCCUACUCUCGACGGCACGCUCGCCAACGUCGUGCACAAGACAAAGAACGUCAUCGUUGGGUCCGGUGAUCUCGACCUCGUCCUGCCCACGAACGGCACUCUCUUCGCGCUGCAGAACAUGACUUGGGGUGGCGACAAGGGCUUCCAGAGGUUUCCCUCCACUCCCUUCUUCGUCCCUCAACACGGUGCCGACACUGGCGCCUACGGAAAUUUAGGCUCCUGGAGCCAAGAGCGCGGGUUACCAUUCUACAGCAUCCGGCUGGCUGGACAUAAGCUAUCUGGGGGAUCGGCCGGCGCAAUAUACCGUGUCAUCCAGGUCAUGCUAGGCCGCGUCAAGGACUUUUCCAGCCAUUAUCCUCUAUUUUAG